This is a messenger RNA of Crotalus tigris (Tiger rattlesnake), 1634 nucleotides long. Its product is annotated as FAST kinase domain-containing protein 4-like. The coding region runs from base 215 to 1507 and encodes 430 amino acids. Gene Ontology annotation, cellular component: mitochondrial matrix; ribonucleoprotein granule. Lineage: Eukaryota; Metazoa; Chordata; Lepidosauria; Squamata; Viperidae. Gene Ontology annotation, molecular function: RNA binding. Gene Ontology annotation, biological process: mitochondrial RNA processing; regulation of mitochondrial mRNA stability. The record is from RefSeq and is a predicted model, not a curated record. The transcript is spliced from 6 exons.
CGUCCUCCCCCUCUGCCGUCACGGCUGAGAAUUCUGGGACUUGCAGUCUCCAAGGUCGGGAGGCGCCGCGGCCGCCGGCCGGUGACGUCAUCGAGGGGCGACGCGGCGUUCCUUGCAGAGCCGCAGCGGACGUGCAGGCGGCGGGUGGAGGUCAGGUCCUCGCUUUGCGGCGGCCGCCCCCGGGGAAGGCCUCCUCCAACUCCUCCCAGGAAGAAUGGCGGCCCGGCUGGUGCCCCGCUGCUAUUGGCUCUGCCGGACCUUCGGCCCCUCUGGCCUUCCCGCCGGCCACUGGGCCCAGGCCCCGGGCUCGGCCUGGCCUCCCUUGGCCGCCCGGAGGACGGCUUACAACCUGUCGCAAGUGGCCGACAAGCUCCCGGUGAAGGAGGCGGAGAGCAAAGCCCCGGAGUCGUCCGCCCGGUGGGAAGAGCUGGUCCUGGCUUCCUCCAGCGUGGAGGAGCUUCUGAGUCCGGACCGUCUGCAGGACCUCAGCGGGCACCGGGCCUCCCUGCUGAUCACCCGCUGGUCCCACCUGGCCUCCCGGCUGAAACUGGAUCCCCAGGAGAUCCUAAAGGAUCAGCGCUUCCAAGAGCUGCUCCAUCACACCUACAAGGAGGCCCCCCGGAUCCGCGACCUGGCCCUGGUCAACCUGCUGAAGAGUCUGUACUUCCUCGGGGUGCCCCCCCAGACGAAGGAGCUGCGCUCGGCCGAGGUGGAGCUGCGCUGGCGCCUGCGCGGGCUGUCCUACCGGCGCCUGGCUUCGCUGGCCACCUACCUGGCGGGCUUCCGGCCGGAGGGGCAGCCCCGCGAGCUGCUGGCCGAGCUGUGGGCCCAGCUGGAGAUGCGCUGGGCCGAGAUCGAGGACGCCCCCACCAUCGCCGUGCUGCUGGCCAGGCAGGACUGCCUCUCGCCCCAACUGCGGGAGCGGCUGGAGGAUAAGGGCCUGGAGCUGGCCGCCCACUUCUCUGCGGCCGACAUUCGCCGGAUCGCCGUCGCCUUGGCCCAGCACAACCACCGGUCCUUGCCGCUGCUCCGGGCCAUCUCCUACCAUUUUGUCCAAAAGCAUUUCGGCGUCCCGCCAGAUGUCCUGCUGGAUUUGGCUUUCGCCUUUGGGAAGCUGAACUUCCACCAGACCCAGAUGUUCCAGAAGAUCUGCGCAGAUCUCCUGCCUCACCUGUCCGGCUUGCCUCCGACGGACGUGGUCCGCUGCGUGAAGUCCUUCUCGUACCUCAAGUGGUUGAACCUGCCUUUCUUCGAGGCCUCCGCCGAGUACUUCAUCAAGAAUAGCAAGAAAUUUACGCUGAGCCAGCUCAUUAAUCUCCUCGUUUCCUACGCCCGCUUGAACUUCCAACCUAGCAACAAAGAAGAGUUUUACAGCAAGGUAAUUUAUUGGCAUUUUCUGUUGUCGGGUGGCGGGUUCAGGGGCCGCUCACACCUGGCAGAUGAAGCUGGGACUAAACCUAUUUCUUUAAAUAUAUAUACAUAUAUAUAUUGUUUCAGAAUCGUCUGAAGAAAUACAAAGUCAGAACAGAAUAAGAAUGGAAUGGAGUAGAAUAUAGAAUAAAAUAAAAUAAAAUUAAUAGAAUAGAAUAGAAUAGAAUAGAAUAGAAUAGAAUAGAAUAGAAUAGAAUAGAAAA